Molecule: messenger RNA, 1800 nt
Organism: Diachasmimorpha longicaudata
Lineage: Eukaryota; Metazoa; Arthropoda; Insecta; Hymenoptera; Braconidae
Gene: Dbp45A
Product: probable ATP-dependent RNA helicase DDX49
Exons: 5
Coding region: 366-1760 (464 amino acids)
Molecular function (GO): ATP binding; RNA helicase activity; nucleic acid binding
Source: RefSeq, a predicted model, not a curated record
AAAGAGACUCUGAAAAUGAGAAUUCUUUGUUGUAAGAUAGGAAUUAAGAAUUAUUUGCAAUUAAAAACAGGCAGACACCUCAGGAUUGCGUGUGGCGUCCUGCCUCUUCUGGGGUGAGGUACUACGAUGCCGCUGGCAUCCCGCAAACCCCCAGCACUGCGCCUCUACUUCAGUCAAUCCUCAUUGCGCAUCACAUCCUUUGUCUCCAAUCAGCUGUUACGCCGCAAGCGACAUAACCUAGAACCGAGUCUUCACACGUGGACAUGUGUCAGUUGCAUGUCCUUCGAACCAAAUUCCAAUUUUUAAUUACACAGUGACAACUUCUAGAUUUUAUUUUGACAAGUGAUUGAGUGCUGCUCGCCAUUAUGAGUGAAGAAAUCAAAAGCUUUGAAGAUUUGAAGCUCAAUUCUUGGAUUGUGAAGCAGCUCGCAAGUAUAGGGGUGAAAAAACCAACUCCGAUCCAGCAGAACUGCAUUCCGAGGAUACUGGCUGGUGAUGACUGCAUUGGAUGUGCCAAAACUGGUAGUGGAAAGACACUGGCAUUCGCACUGCCUAUUCUACAGAAAUUGUGCGAGGAUCCUUAUGGUAUUUUCGCCCUGGUGCUCACGCCAACUCGAGAGCUAGCGUUCCAGAUUGCAGAGCAAUUUUCAGCAAUCGGUAACGCGAUAAACCUGAAGAAAUGCGUGGUGGUGGGUGGAAUGGACAUGGUGGUCCAGGCUCAGGAACUAGCUAAGCGUCCCCACAUAGUGGUGGCCACUCCGGGAAGGCUGGCAGAUCACUUGGAGAGCUGUGACACAUUCACCCUCAACAGGAUUAAAUUCCUGGUACUUGACGAGGCUGAUAGGCUCCUGGGGGGCCACUUCGAUGACCAGAUUACUACAAUUUUCAAAGCCCUGCCUAAACACAAGCAGUCCCUCCUGUUCAGUGCCACGAUAACAGACACUCUUGAGCAGGUCAAAAUGGUGGCCUCCAACAAAGUAUUUGAGUACGAAGCUCAGGAUGACUCCGGCACCGCCACUGUCAAGGAGCUGGAUCAGAGAUAUGUUUUGUGUCCUAAUGACGUCCGAGACGCUUUUCUUGUGGAAGUUAUCAGGACGUUUCGAGCAGAAAAUGAGAGGGGGUCCAUUAUGAUCUUCACUGAUACGUGCAAAUCCUGCCAACUCAUCUCCAUGACUCUGAACGAAGUUGGCUUCGAGAAUGUUGCCCUCCACGCAAUGAUAAAACAGCGGGAGCGUUUAGCUGCUCUCAGCAAAUUCAAAUCUAAUCACACGAAGAUCCUGAUUGCCACAGACGUGGCUGCCAGAGGGCUAGACAUACCCUUCGUUGAGCUGGUUCUCAAUCACUCGAUUCCCAACGUCCCUAAGGAGUACAUUCAUCGUGUGGGGAGAACAGCUAGAGCUGGACGUGGUGGCAUGGCAAUUAGCUUGAUUACCCCCUACGACAUUAAAUUGCUUCAUGCCAUUGAGGAGACCAUUGGGACUAAAUUAACUGAGUUCAAAGUCGACGAUAAAGAAAUCGUGACGAUAUUCACACAAAUCUCUGUAACGAAACGCGAGGCUGAGAUAAAGCUGGACGAGACUGAUUUUUACGAGAAAAAGAUGAUAAAUAAGCGAAAAAAAUUGAUUCUCGAGGGUAAAGAUCCGGAUGAAAUAGAAGAGAUUCUGGCGUCAAAAAAGAAACAGCGAAAGCGAGAGAAGAAAGAAGUGGAUAUUAAUAAAAUACAGGGUGAAGUUGUAGAGAAAGGGUCAAACGAUAGUUGACACAUUUCAUCUGAGAAUAAAUUGUUUCAAUUGGCUUUCA